This is a messenger RNA of Misgurnus anguillicaudatus (oriental weatherfish), 867 nucleotides long. RefSeq lists its product as uncharacterized. The record is from RefSeq and is a predicted model, not a curated record. Lineage: Eukaryota; Metazoa; Chordata; Actinopteri; Cypriniformes; Cobitidae.
AGCACGUGAUCCUGUGUCCUCAACAGGGAGUAUAUAUAAAAGCUAAAGCUCAGAUACACACAGACAUCUCAAAGUUGUCGAUCAUAUAACAGCGAAUUAACAUCGUAAAAAUGAUGAAGGCCUGGUUCGUUCUGUUACUGCUGUUGCCUAUCUGCACAGGUGGCAAUCUUGACAACACACACUUCACACAGUCACUCAUUGAACAUCGUCUUAUAUCAGCUGACUAUCAUAUUGAGUGCUAUGGGGAGGAUUUUCUGAUGGUGAGGAACAUGAUUCUUCAGUGCAGAAGUAAAGUUCCUCAAGCCUGUUACACCAGAGGAACUGGAGAAAAAGGCUGCGUAAGCUUGGAAUUCUGUGAAAGGAAAGGCUGGAAAUGUUGCCAUGAGAACCACUGCAACGCUUAAAAGUUUACAUCAAUGAAAAACCUGUUGAAGACCAUGUGUUAUGUCUCGAUUGUUACUUUUAGUUUGAUUAAAGAUUUGAUUUCUCUAUCCGAUCAGCUUGUGAUAUAGAUGAUGUGCUGUCUUUAAUACAACUGCAGAACUGGAUGUUGUGUCUUCUUGUAGUCAUACUUUGAGAAUUAAGUAUUAGUCAGAAAUGGAUGUGUUGACCUACUAACAAGUCUGCACAGCUAACAUAGUUGGAUAGCUGAAGAUGUGUAUGUGUGUAAGACAGAACAAAGACUUUAUCCUAGUGAGUUAUUUAUUUGAAGAGUGAAAAAACAAGCAGCUUCACUGCGUCCGAAAGUCAUUGGCUCUCUCUAUGAGGUAUAGGGUCCACUGCCAAAUAACCUCUAUGACUCGUUCUCUCUCUUUAACACACACACAGAUGUAAUCAAUAAAGAACAUAAACACAAUUCAAGGACAA